Messenger RNA from Pimephales promelas (fathead minnow), 1239 nucleotides. It is a transcript of the gene cst7, whose product is annotated as cystatin f. The record is from RefSeq and is a predicted model, not a curated record. Gene Ontology annotation, cellular component: Golgi apparatus; endoplasmic reticulum; lysosome. Gene Ontology annotation, molecular function: cysteine-type endopeptidase inhibitor activity. Lineage: Eukaryota; Metazoa; Chordata; Actinopteri; Cypriniformes; Leuciscidae. Gene Ontology annotation, biological process: positive regulation of myelination; negative regulation of microglial cell activation; immune response.
CUCCAAAGGAGCUUCAUAUUGUACUCCAGCAGCAAUCAACAGUCAACUGAUUUCACCUGUGUUCUUUCUUAAGGCAAAUAUACGUCCGUGUAGGAAACAAUGCUCUUGACCAAUGGGAAGUGUGCCUGCUCUCUGGAGGACUGCAGCACACGGCUGGUGGUUGAAGUGUUGCUGAACAGGAAGUUGCUGAGUAGAAUUGAGAGAGCUCCAACAGACAUGAGGGUCUCUUAUCAGGCUCUUGUCUUGUUUUUCUUAGCAGGCUUUUGCUCACUCGGGAAAGCUGAAGUUCACACAGUCGUCAGCAGACCAAUCCCAGGAACUCUGCAGAAUGUCAGUAAGAAUGACAAUGGAGUACAGAAGGCUGUCCUGACCGGAACCUACUCAUUUAACAAUAAGUCCAAUGAUGCUUUCCUGUUCAAAGCAUCGUCUGUUGAUGACGCCAAGAGACAGGUGGUCAAAGGCAUCCGCUACAUUCUGGAAGUGGAGAUCUCACGGACUAUCUGCAGGAAGAGGGGCAAUAACGAAAACCUCACCAACUGUACCUUUCAGACGGACAGUCUGUUACGCCAGACAUUCCUCUGUCACUUUGACAUAUGGUCAAUCCCAUGGAUGAAGACAAUGUCGACCACAUAUUUUAAGUGUCAUUCUUUUGAUAAAUUCUGAAAUGUCUUUUUCAUCUAAAUGUUUUUCAAUAGAUCAAUCUGAAAUGUCAUGCUAAUAAAAUAAAAAAGUGAAUAGUGUAGUGACUGGUUAUGUACAGUAAUUCUAUAUGUGCAAGUGACCUUCAGUUCAUCAGAUGCUGAGACUGACUGACUGAAUGUGAAUUAUUCAGUGGACUUCACUUCUGAUGUGCUUUACGCACCUACAGUAGAUCAGGGGCUAUCACCACAAUCUCUGGGCUCCCUGGUUUCUUUUCCUUUGAGUCACAGAUCUUUAAAGCAAACUGGCCCUAGAAAUACAACAGCACUGAUCUAACUCGCAUCUAACGGGUUUGUUUGAACAGAUUUUUUUUCCCACAUUUCCUAUCCUUACACAUUAAGAUAAAAUCGUUUUUUCUCCAGUCAUUGUUAAAAAACAAGCUAACAAAACCUUCACUUAAGCGCCGCCCACAUAAAAAUAUCACCAUGUUUACCAACUGAAAAGGGGUCUAGCCCUUUCCCGAAUACUAGCGCUGAACUGUUUCUUCUAUGGUUUAUUCCUGUUAUCACCUGUAAUAAAUAGCUAUGCUUUUCCAAGUUA